Argentina anserina (silverweed cinquefoil) is the source of this 1347-nucleotide messenger RNA. RefSeq lists its product as uncharacterized. Lineage: Eukaryota; Viridiplantae; Streptophyta; Magnoliopsida; Rosales; Rosaceae. The record is from RefSeq and is a predicted model, not a curated record. Gene Ontology annotation, molecular function: protein binding.
CACCCCACUUCCUCUUCUCCCUUCUCAUUUCCCCCAAAACCAAAUCUCCGAUCUCUCCCGACUUCUCCGACGACCCAAAAUGGACUCACCCUCACCCGAAUCCCUAACCACCACCACGGACGACCCCCUCACCUCCCACUUUUCCUCCCUCAACGACCUCUCCCACGAGCUCGCCUCCCUCCACAACCUCGCCACGCGCGGCUCCUGGCGCUCCAUCCUCGACAAAGUCUCACGCGCCCGAUCCCUCUCCCUCCUCUCCAACCCCCACGACCACCUCCUCUACUUCACCUACAACGUCCUCUCCCUCACCAAGCUCCGCCGCUUCUCCGACGCCGCCGCCGCCGAGCUCGACUCCCUCGACGACCUCAACUCCUCCCGCUACCGCUACGAUUCCUACCGCCGCCUCGGCUCCAUGGUCCCUUUCUCCCUCCGCUGGCUCCACGCGCUGAUCCCGAUCAAACUCGGCCGCCGGCAGGACGGCCUCGACCGGCUCUAUGUUCUACUGGAGUUUGUAAAGAACAAGGUGAGGGAUAAGAAGGAGAGUGCGAUGAGUGUGGAGGUGUGGAAGAGGAGAGAGGUGUUUGUUAUGAAUGGGAUCAUAGGGAUUCAUUUGAAUUCGAAGGAGCUAGCUGCUUGUUUGAGCUUGAUCAAAGACUUGUUAAACAGGGAUUACACUGAUCCGGUUCUCGUGUCGAAGCUCGGCUACAUUCAGAUCCAAAUGGGGGACUUGGAUGGAGCGAAAACGUCGUUCAAUGCGGUGCAGGGGCUGGUGGAGGAGAGGGAGGGGGGAGGUGGAGUUGAGAUGAGGAAUUUGGUGAGUAGGAACAAGGCAUUGGUGUAUAUGGUGGGGAAGGACUAUGUGUCGGCGGUGAGGGAGUAUGAAGAGUGCAUUGAGAGGGAUGGAAGUGAUGUCGUCGCAAUUAAUAACAAGGCGCUGUGUUUGAUGUACUUGAGGGACUUGUCGGAUUCGAUCAAGGCGCUGGAGAGGGUGCCGACGGUGGCGCUGAACGAGACGCUUGUGGUGAAUUUGUGUAGCAUGUAUGAGCUGGCGUAUGUGAAUCAUGGGGAUGUUAAGAGGACGCUUAGUAGCUGGAUUGCGAGGGUUGCUCCGGAUGAUUUUGACUCGGCUUCCACGAGGAUUUGAUAUCAGGUAGCUUCUUGCAUUUCUAGUUUGGGAUUUAUGCAUCUUUUUGAGUUGUGCAUUGUUGAAGAAAUGAGUGAGCAUUUCGAGGUAGGACUGAGCUGACAAGUGUAAUUUGGUGGGAUGGAAUCACCCACUUCUUUGGAUGUCUUAUGAAUGUGGAAAAUAUUAAUGAUCGAGUAUAUUUUAUUGGUUCAUACAUGCUA